GCAUCGACCUUGUUGAACGGACCCAAUAAUGAAGCCGUGCAAGUCGUCUCCGACGUCACUUUCACAAAAACAUCUUUCGACGAGGAUUUUUGUCUGAAACUCCAACAUAGGUCCAGCGUAACCUCGCCAUAUGGCGAUAGGAACCCGGAGAACCUCAGACGCAGCAGCAGACCGGAGCUUUAACUUUGACUCGCCGACGUCAGCUCACAACCGGGCACAGUGGUCUCUGGAUGCAAACGAGGCGUCUCAUCAUGGAGACGACGGCACGUCGGAAGGACCGGUCAGCUCAUUGCCUGGUGGUAGUGAUGGUGCUUUGAAAUUCAUCCGCCUCACGGACGGACAGAGGCUUCCCUUCCACGCGAGAUGAAACGGUUGGCCACGCAGAUGAAGGUCAAUCUCCAGUGCGGAUCAGUCAAGUCUCGACAGCGUACGCAGAGUAGGUCAGUCACAAUGGCUACUGAUCCCUGGUCCUCAGAGGGCUUCUGGAAUUCAAAUAAAUACCAUGUACUUGUUGGAACAGACACCUACUCAACUCUUCGCCAGCCACCACACUCGUUUUGAUCCAGUAUACAAGGCAGGCCAGCACGAUGACCGCCACACUUUCUUUGAUAUUCAUUUACUACCUCAUCAGCUUGGUACAGUGCCAGGCCGACCAAUCGAGCGUCGCCGGCUACAAUGCAACCCCUCCAUGUGAAAACCACACUGAUCCCUAUCCAAGACCGGCAAGAACUCCCCCACCUUUCUGCGUAAGCUACGGAGGAUAUAAUGGAUCUUGUAUAUCUGCUUGGCCUGCAAUACCGACCAGAAGCCACAUCAAUCCUCCAAACGUGACGACUGUGACUGGACACAACGUGACUUAUGCCGACAAUGCCACGUCAACCAUCGACGCAGGGCAAGCAACCAGUACGUCUGGACUACCUGCAAACACCACAUCUCCAUCUUCGAAUAACGGAAGCUCCAACUCAAGCUCCACAAGUUUGCCAGUCAACAGUACCAGUACCUGGAACUCAGCGACUUGGACUCCAACUAUUACUACAGCUCCAUUUGCGAACACGACUCGUACUUGGACAGAUGGCCCGUCCUCUGAAACAACCGACGAUGGCAGAGAAGUGAUCACACUUAACAUCACCACGGUGCCAACGCAAGUCACUCUUACAAUUGACCGUCCACGACGACGACCGUCUAACCAGACGGCUGGACCACCUAUAGAAUUUACUGAGCAGUGGCCAAGCAACACAACUACGGCAAUAGGGACUCGACCAUCGCAGACAAGUGCUUCAACUACUGGCUUGACCAACGUCGGCCCAAUUGCGGUAGAGUCGAGUACCACGACGCUGUAUGCUUGGAACUCCAGUACUACUACAGCCAAGGCAUGCUCAAGGCCUGUGUAUUCUGUUAAUUCUCGCAGCGAUGCUAACACAACCAUCUCUGCCUGGCCGCCGCCCUGCACAGAUGGUCAAAGCAGUAGUAUUCACUGGACCAAUGUGUCAUCCCCAACUUCAUGGUCCAACAUCACGUCAACCUCGGGUUCAGCAGAGCCAACAACUUUCGCUUGGGGCAACGAAACGACCGUCCUGAAUAUCUCUAUCACCACAGUUUCGGUGUCUGUGACGGUGCCGCCGUUUACCGUCCCAAGUACGGGGACAGCCACUUUUGUGUGCAUCAAUGGCACAUGCAGCGACCUGGCACCGAGUCGAAACACAACCAUUAAUGCUGGUGUUGCGGGCAGUGAGGCAGUCUCGACAACCAGCAGCCAGAACAACUUUAACGCUUCCACUGUUUGCAAUAACACCAACCGCCAGGUCAGCUGUACCGGGUCAGACAUCGCAUGGGCAUCGACGGGAGGGGUAGCGUUGUCAAGCUUUUCUACCUCAUUCACAUCUGCUGGCAACGCUUCUGAGACCACAACGCCCCAGGUGGUGGUUGUGAAAAGAGUGACAGUUGGCCCGGGAGAACUCGUGAGAGGAAGACGAGGCAGAGCAAACAUGUGAAGAGAUUUCUUCGCCGGUCUGAAGUGCAGGGAGAACUGAGUCAGUGGCGCGCAGGAAGAGUCGAAAGCUUGCACUACACGUGAAAAUG
Exophiala mesophila is the source of this 2079-nucleotide messenger RNA. RefSeq lists its product as uncharacterized. The record is from RefSeq and is a predicted model, not a curated record. The coding region runs from base 588 to 1991 and encodes 467 amino acids. NCBI's taxonomy places the organism in Eukaryota, Fungi, Ascomycota, Eurotiomycetes, Chaetothyriales, Herpotrichiellaceae. The transcript has 2 exons.